This is a messenger RNA of Drosophila albomicans, 6320 nucleotides long. RefSeq names its product liprin-alpha-1 (gene Liprin-alpha). Lineage: Eukaryota; Metazoa; Arthropoda; Insecta; Diptera; Drosophilidae. The transcript has 15 exons. The record is from RefSeq and is a predicted model, not a curated record. Bases 228 to 3848 code for a protein of 1206 amino acids. Gene Ontology annotation, cellular component: presynaptic active zone. Gene Ontology annotation, molecular function: protein binding. Gene Ontology annotation, biological process: synapse organization.
CACCCUGGCGGCAACCAAAAAAGAAACUAGAGCUGCGUUUUUUCGCACAUAAAAAUCAAUCGGAAAUAAAUAAAACUUACUGUAAUUGCGUUAAUUAAAAGCAAUAUAUGCAAAAGCUGAACAGCAACAAAAGUUGUUGUUGCUGCUGUUGCGCUGUCGCGGUGCGAUCGAUCCUUGUUGGCUACGGGUCUUGCAUGCGUGCCCGUGCUCUGGCGGCCAACUAAAUAAUGUGGAACAUGAUGUGCGACGUGAUGCCCACAAUAUCGGAAGACAGCAUAUCGCAGCGUUCCUCGCAAUUCAGCGGUGAAGAUGCUAACUUUGAGCAGCUCAUGGUCUCCAUGCUCGAUGAGCGCGACAAGCUUAUGGACAGUUUGCGCGAGGCGCAGGAGCGACUCGGCGAAACGGAAGUGAAGCUACACGAUGUCGAAAAGGAGCGCGACAGUUUGCAGCGUCAAAUCAAUGCGAACUUGCCGCAGGAAUUUGCCACGCUAACCAAGGAGUUGACGCAGGCGCGAGAAACGUUGCUAGAACGUGACGAAGAGAUUGGUGAACUGAAAGCAGAACGCAACAAUACAAGGCUACUGCUGGAGCAUUUGGAGUGUCUAGUGUCGCGACAUGAACGUUCGCUGCGCAUGACAGUCGUGAAGCGACAGGCGGCCGCCCAGAGCGGCGUCUCCAGUGAGGUGGAGGUGCUGAAAGCCCUCAAAUCACUGUUCGAGCACCACAAGGCACUGGACGAAAAGGUGCGCGAGCGUCUGCGUCUCUCGAUCGAAAAGAACAAUGUGCUGGAGGAGGAGCUGAACACAACCAAAGAGGAGUUGACUCAAUACAAAACGGGCGCCAUUCCAGCCAACUCUGGCGUCAACUCCACUGGCAUUGUCAGCGGUGAGAAUGGCAUUAAAGAGAAGCUGGCAAGCGGUGGCGGCAGCGGAUGCAACAGCAGCGUUGGAGGCGGCGGUGUCAAUGGCGAUGCCACUGAACUCAACGAAUAUGCGGCCAAAACGCACGAGCUGCAAACGAUCAUCGAGAAGCAGACCGCAGAGCUUUCUCAAUGGCAGCGACGCGUCUCCGAUCUGAACAACAAAAUCAAUGAGCUGGAGGAGAAUAUGUCACGCGUGCAAAAGGAGCAUUGCAAGGCGCAGGAUCAGUGCUCAAAGCUGCAGCGAGACUUGCGCGAAAACGUUGCACAAAAGGAAGAUCAGGAGGAGCGCAUAACCACGCUGGAGAAGCGUUACUUGAAUGCUCAACGCGAGUCGACGUCGCUGCACGAUCUAAACGAGAAAUUAGAGCAGGAAUUGCGGCACAAGGAGGCGCAGCUUAAGCUGCACGAAGAGAAGAUCAGCGCGAUCGAAGAGAAACUCGAACUAUCCGAGCAAAAGUUAGCGCAACAUGCCAAACUGCAGCCGGACAUGGAGGAGCAGCUAAAGGCGCGCAUGGAGGCAUUGACAAAGGUAGGAAAUAAGGCUCAAGAACGUCAUGGUUCGGCUGAGGAUCGCAUACGGGGCUUGGAAACGAAUUUGGAUGAGAAGAGCGCCGAGGUGGUAAGACUGAAUCAGCGUCUCAAGAUGAAUGAGGAGCACAACUUACGCCUUUCCUCAACGGUGGAUAAACUGCUCUCCGAGUCCAACGAGCGACUCGAAGUGCAUCUCAAGGAGCGCAUGCGUGCCCUCGAUGAGAAGAACGCUUUAACGCAGGAGCUGGAGAAGGCACGCAAGGUAGCUGAGGAGCUGCAUCACGAGAAGAGUGAAAUCAUGAAGGAGCUGUCGAAGACACGCCUGGAAAUCGAGAAUUUCAAGCGGCAGUUGCUGCAGCAAGAGAUUGCCUACAACAUUCAGCAAACUGAAGCUCUCACCCGCAGCCUCUCGCCCAGCAGCGUGGUGGACGGUCGGGAUGGACCUUUUACGCGCAGUGCAUCGCACGCCAGCUUUGAGACGCAUUCGCUGCGGCGCCAAAGCAAAUCGCGUCUGUCCGAAGAGAAUGCUUUGGCCCGUUCCAUGGCCGAGCAGGAGUGGGAGAAGCUACAGAUGCAGCAGGUGGCGCAUGCCCAACAGCAAGCCUACGAGCUGGUUGCCAGCGUUGCCGAUUGCGACGAGAACGAUGCGCUGUAUGCCGCUGCAACGGCGGACAUGAUGUCGCCGUCUGGACAUACGGAUGCCCAAACGCUGGCCAUGAUGCUGCAGGAGCAGUUGGAUGCCAUCAACAAUGAGAUACGUCUCAUACAGGAGGAAAAGCAAUCGACAGAGGCUCGGGCCGAGGAGCUGGAAUCACGCGUUGGUAGUCUCGAGCAUGUCAACCUGUUGGCCCGUGGACGCUCCAUGGACAGGCAGAGUCCAGAGAUGAGCGGUCGCAGCACGCCAAAUAGUCCACAGCGCGAUUUCAUGCAGAAAUAUCAUACGCUUAACUUGCCUGUGCUGUCCAGUGAUGCGUCGCGCGAGGAGUUGCACGGCGGCAUGUCCACCACCGGCGAUUCGAGUUCUGGUGGAGCUGCUUCGCCAUUGACCGCACGCUCGAUGCGUUUGGAGCGCGUCGCCCAGGCGUUGGCUCACAGCCAGGAGGAGCUGCGUCGUCGUACGAUGGCGCCAGCUGCGCCACCUAACCUCAGCUCACAUAUGGCAUUGAGCAGCCACAGCUAUGGUCUGUCACCACUCAGCUCCCGUUAUGGCAGCCAAGAGUCGCUGCGUCACUACAACACGAUGGGUUCCAUGUCCAUGCUGCAGACGCCCACAUCGGGCGUAUCGCGGGAGGCAGCUGCCGCCGCGGCUGUGCAAAAGAAAAAGGGUAUCAAGUCUUCGUUGGGUCGCUUCUUUAGCAAAAAGGAGAAGGUCAAGGGUGUUAAGGAUACGUUGCCAGAUGGUUCGCCCAGCAUGAUGUCCAUAGGCAAUUUAUCGAUUGGUCUGAGCGAAGUUGACUCCAAUUACGAUGUCAUGAGCAUGACGGGUGGCAUGAUGCCUCGCAUUGCCAGCGCCCAGGGCUCGAAGAUCAGCAGCGUGGACUAUGGCAGGCAAAAGAAAGACCACGAUUAUCGCAAUGAUUUGCUUGGAGAGGCCAUGAAAGCGGGCACGCCAUUCGCCCUGUGGAACGGACCCACCAUUGUCGCCUGGCUGGAGCUGUGGGUGGGCAUGCCAGCCUGGUAUGUGGCUGCAUGUCGCGCCAAUGUCAAAUCUGGCGCCAUAAUGAGCGCAUUAAGCGACACAGAAAUACAGCGGGAAAUAGGCAUAAGUAAUCCACUGCACAGGCUGAAGCUGCGUUUGGCCAUACAGGAAAUGGUUUCACUAACUUCCCCCUCAGCGCCGCAAACUUCUCGCACCACGCUGGCGUUUGGAGAUAUGAAUCACGAGUGGAUUGGCAACUAUUGGUUGCCGGGCCUGGGACUGCCGCAAUAUCGCACAACCUUCAUGGAGUGUCUAGUCGAUGCACGCAUGUUGGAUCAUUUGACCAAGAAGGAUCUGCGGGGACAGCUGAAAAUGGUGGACAGCUUUCAUCGCACCAGUUUGCAAUACGGCAUCUCGAUGCUCAAACGCUUAAACUACGAUCGCACAGAGCUGGAGCACAGGCGUAAGAUGAGCGAGAAUGGUCUGUGCGAUGUGCUCGUGUGGAGCAAUGAACGUGUCAUACGCUGGGUCAGCAGUAUAGGAUUGAAGGAGUAUGCCAACAACUUGCUUGAGUCCGGUGUGCAUGGCGCAUUGAUGGCGCUGGAUGAGGGCUUCGAUGCCAAUGCCAUGGGCUUGGCUCUACAAAUACCCACGCAGAAUGCACAGGCUCGCCAAAUACUCGAUACGGAGUUUAGAAACUUGUUACAAAUUGCUACAGAUCGCAGACCAGAUAGUGAGCAGCGUAGCGCAUCCUGAUGUAGUUAUAGUCCGCCCACAACAUCGGUGGAUGAGUAGACUCAAUCGAAGAACUUCUAAUGAAAUUGAAAAGUAAAACAUGAGAAAUGAGAAAGAACUAAGAGUGUCAGCCUAGCGACAAUUUUUCCUAAGCGCCGCUGUUGGACAAAGAACUAAAUAUGAUGGAGAAGAAUAUAUAAAUGAAUGAAGGAAACAUACAGAAAUAAGAAAGUAAAGCAGACAAACUAAGCCACAAAAUUCUAACAAGAAAGACGCAACGCAAGAGACUCCCAGGCUCAGAGAAUACUGACUGGGCCCCCCGCCCCAGCAUACAGCAUAAUGAUGAACGUCUAAUCUAUUUAUAUAAAUACACAUAGAUACAUACACAACAGAAAAACAGAAACAAAAACAAAAAAAACACACAAACAACACAGACAACACAUAGCAAACAAACACGAACAGACUCACACAGACACCCGCAUAUAGUCAUAUAAUCCAUAACAAGACAAUGUAUACAAGACAUAGCACAUACUCUAUAUAGGAAAUAUAUAAUACAGAUACAUACAAUUCGUGUAUGUAGGAAUGUAAUUUGCAUGAGCGCCCUGCUGCUGCCUCUUCAGCUGCUGCAUUAGGCAUGUACAAGUUUUAGAAGCUAAUCAUUUUGUAAUUUGUUUACUUUUUUUUAACUAUUAAUAUUAUUAUUAAUAUUUUUUAACAAAGUGACAUAUAUGAAUAUACAUACAUAUAAUUUAAUAUUGUAGAUGUAAUUGUAAUUGGGCUUGCAAUAGACUAACAGUAUUUUGUUUUAGCUGGACAGAAUUGACACAGAGACGGAGAUUGAUUGAUUGAUGCGUGCUUUGAACCAAAUUUUGUAACCAAACUUGAUUGUUAUAUAAUUUUUUAAUGACAUUAUGUACAGUUUAAUUUUGUUUAAUAUUGUACUCUUUACAUAUGACAUUAUGGCAUGUUUUUUUAUUUGUUUGUUUUUAGUUCUCUUUUUUAUUUUUUGUUUUGUUGGUAGUUGUAAUGCACAAGGCGCUCCCAUUUAGUUUAUUUCAACUAAUGAACAACAACAACAACAACAUGCACAACAAUCAGGCAUAUAGCAAACAGCUGCAUAUACAUACAAAUAUAUACGCCUAGUUUAAUAUACACACAUAUAAAGCUCACUUAUACAGUAAAUAUAUAAAUAAAUAUUUAUAUAUAUACAAUACACACAUAUAUAUAUAUAUAAAUGUAUAAUUAACAUUAUCAAGCAUACGUGUAACUAACAUUGAAAGUAUUAUAGAGCAAAGUGAAAUGAAAUUAAUGAAGAAAGUUAAAGCAAAAGUCGCAAGCGCCCAUUUAUCAACUAUUUACAUAUGAAUGAAAUCGAAAUAACAUGAAGCUUUAAAGGCAAAUGAAAAGAAGAAAAUUUAGUGUUUGGCCUUUGCUUUUAUUGAAUUGAUAAAAGAUACCACUUUUAGGCAUGCUACAAAAUUAAUAUUUACGUAAUAAUUUGACAACUAUUGUAAUUGGCAAAAGUUGAAGCUCGAAUUGCAAUCCCAAUACCUUGGCUUAACUUUAUAAAUAUGUAUGAAAUAUUCACAAAGCAUAUCCAUUGUUUUUCAAAACAAAAACUCUCCUUUCCUUAAUUUUAUGUUGUUAAUUUAGUUGAUACGCAUACCCAAACUAAGGCAGCAAAUAAAUUAAAUGAUUUUUUAAUUAAUGCAAUUAGUUCAUUCAUACAACCACAAAUCACUAACAAAACAAAAUACAUUAUGUACUUAUAUGAAAAAUGUUUUAACGAAGCACACAAACUGCCUGUUUUGUAAAACAUCUUAUUAGUUUUAUGCAAUGGGGUAUUACGAAUAAGUUUUUUUUUUAAUAUCAUUUGAACAAAAACCAAAACUGAAACUAACGCUUUGUCUUUAAGUACAUACUUAUAUAGAAACUAUAAACAAACAAAACAAAAAAAAAACUUAAUUUUCAACUGUAUUAGCAAAAUUAAUAACAAAUGCCUAAAAACAACUACAGCUAAGACAAUAUCUAAUCGUCAACAGGAUACAUUUGACUAUAUAUGAAAAACUAAACUACAAAAAUAACUCCAACACUUUCUGAUACAAUAUUUUAACAUAUUCAGAAUUAGAGUUCGCUUCAAUAAUUUAUUUCAUUUUCUUUAUUCUUAAUAUUAAAAAAGAUAAUUGAGUCUCGUAAAACUUCUUUUAGUUUUUUAACAAGUAAAAUACUUUCUGUUGAUGCUUAGCGUAUUUCAUAUUGUACGUAAUGGUAGCAUUAAAAUUCAAAAAAUUAAUCUAAAUUUAUAAAUAACUAAUGGGAAAAACUAAGUUAAUUUGAACAAAAUAAAAUUGGUAUAAUUGUUAACUUUUGUUGAAAAUACAUAACAAAAAAAAUGAAGAAAGAAAUACACUUAACUAAAGUAAAACUAAAUACAAAAUAUACAAUCUAUUAUUAUACAAGGAAACAAACAACAUACAAUAUGUACAUAUAUUU